Messenger RNA from Toxotes jaculatrix (banded archerfish), 733 nucleotides. RefSeq names its product crystallin, beta A2b (gene cryba2b). The record is from RefSeq and is a predicted model, not a curated record. Gene Ontology annotation, biological process: visual perception; lens development in camera-type eye. NCBI's taxonomy places the organism in Eukaryota, Metazoa, Chordata, Actinopteri, Toxotidae. Gene Ontology annotation, molecular function: structural constituent of eye lens. The transcript has 4 exons. Bases 16 to 606 code for a protein of 196 amino acids.
GGAGAAGCAGCAGCCAUGAACACUCAACAGAUGGAGCAGAUGGGCCAGUUCAAGAUCACAGUCUGGGAGGAGGAGAACUUCCAGGGAAAGCGCUGUGAGUUCAUGCUGGAGUGCCAGAACAUCAUGGAGAGGGGCUUCAACAAGAUCCGCUCCAUCAAGGUUGAGAAUGGACCUUGGGUGGGUUAUGAGUACCCAGAGUUCCAGGGACAGCAGUUUAUCCUGGAGAAGGGAGACUACCCUCGCUACGAGGCCUGGAGUGGAAACAGCAGCUACAGAACCGAGCACAUGCUUUCCUUCAGACCCAUCAAGUGCGCUAACCACAGUGACAGCAAGGUGACCCUGUACGAGUGUGAGGACUUCCAGGGCCGUAAGUUUGAGAUGUGCGAUGACUACCCCUCCCUACAGGCCAUGGGCUGGUGCAGCAAGGAGGUGCCCUCUAUCAAAGUCAACUCGGGAGCCUGGGUGGCCUACCAGUUCCCUGGUUACCGUGGCUACCAGUACAUCCUGGAGAGAGACAGACACCAAGGCGAGUACAGAAACUACAAUGAGUACAGCACCCAGGCUCACACCAACCAGGUGCAGUCCAUUCGUAGGAUCCAGCACUAAGCCUUCACUCUGCCUGCCCGACCCCACCUGAAAAAAAAAAAAACUCUCCCCGAACCCCUUCCUCAACUUGAACCCUGGACAGACCGCUGUCACAGAACAGUAGAUGGACAAACUCUUUCUAUCACUC